GUACCUUUCUUUUGCCAAACUAGCGAUGCCCACCAUGAAUCCAAUAUACGUGGGAAUCCUGGUUAUAGUCCUAGGCUUUGUUGCCGUUUACAGCAUUGUGGUUCUCCUUAGUCAUAAACCGAGACUUCCAUAUACUUCUGAGUUUAAAUACAAAACCAACGACGAAACUGGAGUUCGAUAUGAUUUACCACCAAGAAUAGAUAGCACUAGCGAAUUCAAAGAUUCCGGGAUCGAUUUAAGUAUCGUUAUUCCCUGUUAUAAUGAAACUAAAAGAUUAGGGAAAAUGUUGGACGAGGCUAUUAAGUACCUUGAGGAAAAUCACAAGAACAAGUAUGAAAUACUCAUUAUAGAUGACGGAUCAACUGAUGGAACGGACGAGUUUGCCAUUGAGAAAGCCAGAGAAUACAAGUUAACCCCUCACAUCAUGAGAGUGGUUCAUUUGGCAGAAAAUAGAGGUAAGGGAGGUGGUGUAACUCACGGAUUAUUGCAUAGUCGUGGAAAGUAUUCCCUCUUUGCUGAUGCUGAUGGAGCCACUAAAUUUUCUGAUAUUUCCAAGCUUGUUGAAUUUGUUGCAUCUACCAAUGAACCAGCAUUAGCUAUUGGUUCCCGUGCCCAUAUGGUUAAUACUGACGCGGUUAUUAAACGUUCGGUUAUUCGUAAUUUCUUGAUGUAUGGACUUCACACGCUUGUUUUUGUCUUUGGUAUCAGAGAUGUUAAAGAUACUCAGUGUGGAUUCAAGAUAUUUAACUUUGAAGCAGUGAAGAGAAUCUACCCCCAUAUGCAUACCGAAAGGUGGAUUUUUGAUGUUGAAGUGUUAUUGCUUGCUGAAAUUCAAAAAAUGAAACUUAAAGAACAAGCCGUUAAUUGGCAUGAAGUUGAUGGGUCUAAGGUUGAUUUAGCCAGAGACUCUAUUGCUAUGGCUAUAGAUUUGGUUGUUACGCGUUUAGCCUAUUUAUUGGGAGUUUACAAGUUGGACGAAUGUGGAAAAUUGAGUAAAAAAGUACAAUAGUUAAAGAAUUUUUGAUAGAACGUUUAUAUUAGACAUAUACAUAAACCAGGCUGGUAUAGGAGCCGAAAUACACAGUAGACUAUAAACCUAGAUUAAUGACCAUACUAAAAGGAAGAGGGCUGCACUUCCAGCCAGGGCUUGACCAGCACCAUUUCCGGAUUGUGUUGUUUUUGUUGUUGAACCGGAAGCUUGUGUAGUUUUCUUAGUAGACUGAGAACCAUUAGUACUACUUGUAGCAGCAGCAGUACCAGCAGAUGGCUUGGAUGUUACCGUGGUGGAUCCCGUAUGGUGACCACUGGACAUAGAAGCCAUAUCGUGAUGGUCGCUAGGCAUGGAACUACUAGCACUGCCGUGAUCUCCAUGAUGAGCAGCAGCGAUGGCUGCAAGAAUAGGCAUAAAUAAAAUAACUCUCAUUAGAACUAUUGUAGACUUAAUCGACAAACAAUUUUCCAAAAUAUACUGGGAGUGAAAAUAAUCAUGGCUAUUUAUACUUUGGGCGAUAUUAUUAAUAUGAUGUGCAUGAUCUCUGUUUGAUUACACUAUGUGUUCAAUUUGGUAUGACC
Molecule: messenger RNA, 1572 nt
Organism: Spathaspora passalidarum NRRL Y-27907
Lineage: Eukaryota; Fungi; Ascomycota; Pichiomycetes; Serinales; Debaryomycetaceae
Gene: ALG5
Product: dolichyl-phosphate beta-glucosyltransferase
Exons: 1
Coding region: 35-1009 (324 amino acids)
Cellular component (GO): endoplasmic reticulum membrane
Source: RefSeq, a predicted model, not a curated record